CUUAAUCUUGCAGGCCACUAUGUUCCACAACUUGUGGAGCAGGGUUUGUCUAUGAUCAACACAAGGACAUACAAAUAUACGUUAAUCAUCUCAAAGGUUUUAUGGAUUAUUAUUAUGAUUAUAGUGCCUUGCCAAGAUAUGCUCGGACCUGUUAUGUGAGACCAAACCAGCUCUACCUCAAAGCCAAACAAGUGUAGUCUUCAAAGUCUCCAUUAAUUUGCCUGAAUUUUGAUGAUUGCAACAAUUUCAUGAACAAAGUCUUUGAAGAAUUUACAAAGAUGGACAUUUUCAGAAAAAAGAGAAGCAUCAUCAACGAUUUCUCUUGGAUCCAUGGUAACUAGAUGGCUGGUUUUAGCAUGUUCCUUGAGAAUUGCGGCAUUGAUCUUGCUGAACUUUGGACCUUAUCCGUAGCUCUCCUUCUGGCUUUAGAACUUAACAUUAACAAUACCGGCCACCACCCUCAUGGGAUUAUCAUCAAGAAAAUCACUGGCACUACCAAGACCAGGAGGUGGAGCGCGGCAGCUUCACAGCUGAUUGGAUGGCUAAAAAUAGUCUUGAAAUCAUCAACUUGUGUUUGAAAUCCCUUCCAAGGGUAUUUUGGCUUAUCAUUCUUGUUGAUGCUGAUAGAAUUGCAUUCCUAGAAUUACUAAAUAAGUUAUACCCUUUUGAGUCUUGAAGCAUAUAUAUCAUAUAAGGCUUGGCACAUCAGCACUUUGUCAAUUUCAAAACAUUAAAAUUCAAAGAGUUCA
Rubroshorea leprosula is the source of this 749-nucleotide messenger RNA. Lineage: Eukaryota; Viridiplantae; Streptophyta; Magnoliopsida; Malvales; Dipterocarpaceae. The record is from the annotation of a GenBank genome assembly.